Didymodactylos carnosus is the source of this 480-nucleotide messenger RNA. Lineage: Eukaryota; Metazoa; Rotifera; Eurotatoria; Philodinida; Philodinidae. The record is from the annotation of a GenBank genome assembly.
AUGUUACAGAAACUUUCGUAUCAAACGUUUUGGGAUACAUUUUAUAAUCAUCCAAAAAACACGCUUGAAAAUAUAACAGCGUAUGUAAAUGUGGCUUUCACCCAUGAGCAGAUUUACAAGGAACUGAAAGACGAUAAAACAAUUUUUAUUAUUGCAGAAAUCAAAUCGGACGCGGUUGGCUAUGCCAGAUUGACUUUUGGCAACUAUGAACAUGGAAUCAUUGCAAAAAGACCCGUUGAACUUGUUCGCCUGUAUUCGACACAAGAGUAUUUGGGCAAAGGUGUCGGAACAAAAUUAAUGGAAGAAUGCAUCGAAAUUGCCAAAAAAUAUAACUGUGAUGUUAUUUGGCUUGGCGUUUGGGAACAUAAUGGAAGGGCGCAGUCAUUUUAUCGCAAACACGGUUUUGAAAUUGUUGGAGACCAUAUUUUUUAUCUUGGCUCUGAUGCUCAGACUGAUCUACUUAUGCAGAAAAAUUUAUAA